Messenger RNA from Nestor notabilis (Kea), 789 nucleotides. RefSeq names its product syntaxin 8 (gene STX8). Gene Ontology annotation, molecular function: SNAP receptor activity; SNARE binding. Lineage: Eukaryota; Metazoa; Chordata; Aves; Psittaciformes; Psittacidae. The transcript is spliced from 8 exons. Gene Ontology annotation, cellular component: endomembrane system; SNARE complex. Gene Ontology annotation, biological process: vesicle fusion; intracellular protein transport. The record is from RefSeq and is a predicted model, not a curated record. Bases 1 to 789 code for a protein of 262 amino acids.
AUGGGUGGGGCUCAUCCGGCGCCUCUCGCCCGCAGGCUCUCGCUGUACGAUGCCGCCUGCCAGGUCGCUCAGGAGGUCGCCGAGAAAAUCCAGGAGCGUAACCGGUACCAGAGGAGCGGGAGCGCAGACCUCAAUGUGCUUAUCAGGUCAUCGCUGCAGAAUCUCCAAGAGAAGAUUGAUCAGCUGAAGGACUUACUGCUUUGGGCUGUAUCAACACACCAAAUCACACAGCUGGAGGGAGACAGGAGACAGAAUUUGGUGGAUGAUCUUCUCACACGACAGAAACAACUUCAGGCAUCUUACAAGAAUGAAGGCACAGAACCAGAUGUGAUAAGAUCGAGCCUAAUGACAGGAGGGGUCAGACGAGGUGUCACUAACCCGUGGCUCUUGGAAGAAUCUGAAGAAACCAGAGGGCUUGGCUGUGACAAUCUCAGGCAGCAGCAGCGAAGGAUCAUAGAAGAGCAAGAUGCUGGACUCGAUGCUCUUUCUUCAAUCAUAUCUCGGCAAAAGCAAAUGGGGCAGGAAAUUGGGAAUGAGCUGGAUGAGCAGAAUGAGAUCAUCGAUGACCUCAGUAACCUGGUGGAAAACACAGAUGACAAGCUUCGCAACCAGACGCGGCACGUGAAAAUGGUGGACAAGAAAUCAACGUCCUGUGCCAGUAUAAUAAUCAAAGUAUUGCUGAUGAAGCCCAGUUUCAAUCAAUAUUUCAACAUCUUGCUCUCAUCUCUGCAACGCAUCCAGCAUUUCAGCAACACAGUGUGGGCUAGAAUGCGCAUCCUGCGCCUGUAG